AUGUGUCAUGGUAUGACAAUAAAUAAAUCAAGUACUCUAAGUAGUCCUAAAAGACUAUUUAUAGAAAUAAACGAUGAACCUCCAUCUUUUGAUGUGUUUUGGCCGAAAGUGGAAAAUGCUGAUUUUGAAGAUCCUGUCAUAGGUUAUAAGGUAAAAGUGAUAGAAGUGAAGAAAGUGAAAAGAAUCAUAAACAAAUUUAAUAGUAAUAACAAUACAAUAACACCAAUUGAAGUAGAAGAAUAUCCGAAACUUAACGUUCAAAAAGCACCAGAUGGACUACUGACAGAACUGACAGCACCAGCAAGUGAUAAACCACAAGUAAGGUUUGAAAACCUGAAACUUGGAGUACUUUACGAAAUCACAGUUAUCGCAUUUACCAAAAAGCUCGAAGGACCACCGUCUUCACCUAUCAGGCUUCGAGUACACGACUCUUAG
Molecule: messenger RNA, 435 nt
Organism: Arctia plantaginis
Lineage: Eukaryota; Metazoa; Arthropoda; Insecta; Lepidoptera; Erebidae
Source: the annotation of a GenBank genome assembly